GCUUCAACUAGGCUCCUGCGAAUUCUCUUUCUCUCGAUUCCCGCUGCCUUAAAUUUUGUAACUGCUGAUUGGUCACUUUCACAAGCAUGCCUCAAUUCACAUUACACACCUCAACGCUCUUUAACGCCAAGCAAAAGAAGUUCAUCAAAGACAUUUCAGUCACAGUUGAUUCGGACACUGGUCUCGUCACAAAAGUAUAUUCGCGCAACGAUGCUGAAAUACCUUUCCCAGAUACGUUGCCUGGAGGUGACAUCGACCUUCGUGGUAAAUUCGUGAUGCCUGGCUUCGUUGACGCUCAUACCCACAUCUUCUUACAUUCAUACGACGAGGCAUCAGCCGUCCAACAAAAAAGAGACGAAUCCAUGGCCGAGCGCAUCAUCCGAGCAGUAAACCAUUGUAGAAAGGCUUUGCUAGCAGGUUACACCACAUACCGCGAUCUGGGCUCCGAAUCAAUGCAAGAGUCCGACGCCAACGUUCGCGACGCCAUUGCUCGCGGUCUCAUCCCAGGUCCUCGUCUAUUCGUCGCAACUCGUGUCUUGGCCAGUUCCGGCUCGUACGAAUCUCGGACCGAGAAUUCGAUGGGUGGCCAUUGUUUGCCUGCUGGAGCAGAUGCCGUUGAUGGCGUCGAAGAAGUGAGGAAGGCUGUGAGGAGGAGAAUCGCUGCUGGCGCCGAUGUGAUUAAGUUCUUUGCUGAUUAUAGGAGGAGGAUUAUGAGGUCGCCUCCUGCGCAGCAACAUCCAUAUAUCUCAAGCGUUUUGCAUCCACCGAAAGAACCGAAUCCCGAUUAUGUCGUAUUCUCGCAGGAGGAAAUGAAUAUGAUUGUUUCUGAAGCGAAGCUGGCUAGAUGUCCUGUGGCCGCUCACUGUUGCACUCUUGAGGGCGCUAUGGCUGCUAUCAAAGCUGGUGUACAGACUAUUGAGCAUGUGUAUGGGGUUACAGAUGAGAUGUUCAGUGCUAUGAAGGAGACGGCAUGUAUUAUGGUUCCUACAUUGGCCAUUGCGGAGAAAAUCCAUUCAGCUAAAUUCACCGCGAUUUUAGCGCAGACGAAGCGUGCACAUGAGCUUGGCGUUAGGCUUGCGUGUGGGGGAGAUACAGGGACAUUCAGUCAUGGAGAUAAUGCGAGAGAGAUGGAGUUGAUGGCAGAAGCUGGCAUACCCAUUGAGGAUGUCCUGGAGGCUUGUACGGUGGGAGGUUGGGAAUCAUGCGGUGGUGAUCUUUGCGGAAGGAGAUUUGGGUGGUUGGAGGAAGGUACACAAGCAGAUAUCAUUGCUCUAGAGACAGAUCCAAGGGAAGAUAAAAAUGCAUUGCGAAAGAUAGACUUUGUCUUGAAGGAUGCUAGAGUAUGGAAACAGGAGGGAGAAGCAAUUGGGAUGAUAUGAAUGGAUGUAGUAAACGCUUCCAACAAAGCCGUCUC
Mollisia scopiformis is the source of this 1414-nucleotide messenger RNA. RefSeq lists its product as uncharacterized. The record is from RefSeq and is a predicted model, not a curated record. Gene Ontology annotation, molecular function: hydrolase activity, acting on carbon-nitrogen (but not peptide) bonds. The coding region runs from base 87 to 1379 and encodes 430 amino acids. Lineage: Eukaryota; Fungi; Ascomycota; Leotiomycetes; Helotiales; Mollisiaceae. The transcript is spliced from 2 exons.